AACGUCCCGUUAUUUCAGCCAUGUAUUUUAGCCAACACCUCCAACUGCCACGUGCUUCCUUGUCCCCUUACAAGACAAAACUUCUGCAUUUUAACUGCAAAUAGUUGUUCACUUUCUGAACUAGUUUGUUCCUUGUUAUCUUCAACGAAAGAUCAUCAUAUAAACGAAUUUUACUUCAAAUCCAUCAAAAAAGAAGCAACCAAGAACGAAGUUUUAAAGAAAUGUCAGGUGGGGUUGGUGUAUGUAGUGACAUUAGUUUACCAAAAGAUGAACACUUUCCACAGGACAAGAAUCAGACCAAAUUCCCCAACAAUAAAAAACCUCAGCACCAAAACAGACGAUUCUUCACUUUCAGACAACUUAACGCCCUUGCCGUUGUAAUCGUCUUUUCUUCUAGUGGUAUGGUGAGUGUUGAGGAUUUCGCUUUUGUUAUAUUUUCUCUAAUUUACAUGUACUUCAUUUCCAUAAUUGCCUUCCCACCAAUUUCUCCUCAAACAGAACCUCCUGUUUUUAGCGAAAACAACAAGUUACUUACUUUUUAUGUUACAAUUGGAGCAAUUGUGGGGUUAUUUCUCCCCAUAGCUUAUAUUAUCGAAGGUAUUUACGAGGGUGAUAAAGAAGGUAUUAAAGCAGCAGCGCCACAUGUUUUCUUGUUGGCCAGUCAAGUUUUUAUGGAAGGAUUGGCAUUUACUGAUAGAUUUUCGCUACCUGUACGUGUAUUUGUUCCAGUAUUUUACAAUUCGAGGAGGAUUUUUACAAUUAUGGAAUGGUUGACAAGUGAAAUUUCUAAAGUGGAUCAAGAAUAUGGAGGAAAUGUGAGGAGGUUGUAUAUGGGUAGAGCUUUAGCUGUUGCAAAUAUGGUAUUUUGGUCCUUUAAUUUAUUUGGUUUCUUGUUGCCUGUGUAUCUUCCUAAGGCCUUUAAGAUAUAUUACUCUGACCGCAAACUAAAAGAUUGAGUAAAGUAAGUAGUAUUUCUCAGGCUUUUAUUUUCAUUUUCCAAAAGAUUCAAGUAGUUGUGAGAUGUAUGUUAUGGUGAACAUAUAAAUGGAUUUGUAUUUUCUGUCAUC
Molecule: messenger RNA, 1067 nt
Organism: Nicotiana attenuata
Lineage: Eukaryota; Viridiplantae; Streptophyta; Magnoliopsida; Solanales; Solanaceae
Exons: 1
Coding region: 222-956 (244 amino acids)
Source: RefSeq, a predicted model, not a curated record